UACCGUAGACGGAAACCACAAAUCCGUCAUUUUCUUCUUCCUCCUAUUAUUAUUAUUAUUGCAUCGCAUCGCAUCGCAUCGCAGUGUAUCUGAGUAAUAUCACUGUCCCUUUCCCUCUCCCUUUCAUCAGAAACACAAACAAAACACCGAUUCGCUAUAUUACCAGAUCGGACUCAAUUCCUGAACCGAUGAAGUUGAAGCCGCAGUGAACCAAACCAUCAUCAUCGCGUUACCGGAAUAAUCGACCCAUCAUCAAUUAGAUCGAAAUGAAGGAUGAGGACGGGCUUCCGACGACGACCGCGGUUACAAAGAAGGAAAACUUGGAUUCGAGUCUGUUUGGAAAAGGCAGGUACAAAUUCUGGGCGUUAGCGGCCAUCUUGCUUCUGGCGUUCUGGUCCAUGUUCACCGGUACCGUCUCGCUCCGCUGGUCCGGCACUCUCAAUUCCCUUUCCAACGACAUCGACACUCCCAUCCACGACGACCUAGAUGUUCUUGAAAUGGAGGAGAGGGAGAAGGUUGUGAGGCACAUGUGGGAUGUGUACACCAACAGUCGCAGUGUGAGGUUGCCGCGGUUCUGGCAAGAGGCCUUCGAGGCUGCCUAUGAGGAUUUGACGAGCGAUGUCGCUGAGGUCAGAGACGCUGCCGUCGCCGAGAUCGCCAAGAUGUCUGUUCGCUCCAUUCAUUUUGAUCCACCUCCUCUUCAAUCCACGAGUGCCCGAGAAUUCAGCAAGAGCCUUAAGCAAGCCGAGAAAGGAAAAGAUGCAACAACCUCAAGGCGUGCUUAAAGGUUAGUGUGUGGAGCAUUCAAGCGUCUGCGGUGUACUUGAAAAAUGCUCGAGUGGUACCGGAAGAUUGUGAAGAGAUAGUAAUGGACGAACUCAUACUCGGAUUUCAUGUUUCCAUCACAGGGAUAAUGAUGUAUUUUAAUAGGCUGUGGUUCUUGCAAAUUUUGCAGUCAAAAUUCGUAGUCUUCACGAAGUGAGGAGUAGUAAAUCGAAACACGAACUUUUGAACAGACAAAUUCAAUUGAGCAUGUUCUGUUUAGCUUUAUUCCACAACAUCUAAAUUAUAAAACUCUCAUGUUUCUAUAAAGUAGUGCAUUUCAUUCUUGGAACA
This is a messenger RNA of Glycine soja, 1116 nucleotides long. RefSeq lists its product as uncharacterized. Lineage: Eukaryota; Viridiplantae; Streptophyta; Magnoliopsida; Fabales; Fabaceae. The transcript is spliced from 3 exons. The coding region runs from base 267 to 785 and encodes 172 amino acids. The record is from RefSeq and is a predicted model, not a curated record.